Molecule: messenger RNA, 2473 nt
Organism: Scatophagus argus
Lineage: Eukaryota; Metazoa; Chordata; Actinopteri; Scatophagidae
Gene: upf3b
Product: UPF3B regulator of nonsense mediated mRNA decay
Exons: 10
Coding region: 149-1540 (463 amino acids)
Biological process (GO): positive regulation of translation; nuclear-transcribed mRNA catabolic process, nonsense-mediated decay
Cellular component (GO): cytoplasm; nucleolus
Molecular function (GO): mRNA binding
Source: RefSeq, a predicted model, not a curated record
CGCUCAACUGCAGGCCCAACCGUCAGAGAGGAAGUUAAGGUAAGCGCUAGUUCGUUUGCUACUAGCCGGCUAACUUGCUAGAAAAAAAAGUAAACAAGUCUGUGGGAUGAGUUGGAGUUUUACCACGGGAUGAAAUAGCUUUUCAAGUAUGAAGGAAGAUAAAGAAAACACUCGUCCGAAGGAGAAAAAGGUGGAAAUAAAGUGUGAAGAUGCAGAAAAGGCGGAAAAGCCCAAGGAAAAGAAAGAGGCCAUGACAAAGAUUGUGAUCAGACGAUUACCACCAAGUCUGACCAAGGAGGAGCUGGAGGAGCAAUUGCAACCUCUCCCAGAGGUGGACUACCUGGAGUUUUUCUCCAACGACACCAGCCUUUACCCUCACCUCUUCGCAAGGGCUUAUUUAAAUUUUAAAAAUCAAGAGGAUAUAGUUCUCUUCAGAGAUCGAUUUGAUGGAUAUGUAUUCAUCGACAACAGAGGACAGGAAUAUCCAGCUGUUGUGGAGUUUGCACCUUUUCAGAAGACUGCAAAGAAAAGAAGUAAGAAAAAGGAUGCAAAAUCUGGAACAAUUGUUGAAGAUCCUGAAUACAAGAAAUUCCUUGAAAAUUACAAUGGAGAUGAAGAAAAGUUGGCAUCAACACCUGAGACUCUGCUGGAAGAGCUUGAGGCAAAAUCAAAAGAGCUUGUAGCUAAAAAAACAACCCCUCUGCUGGACUUCCUGAAGAAUAAACAGAGAAUCAGGGAGGAAAAGAAAGAAGAGAGAAGAAGGAGGGAGCUGGAACGCAAACGUCUGCGUGAUGAGGAGCGUCGUAAGUGGAGGGAGGAGGAGAGAAGGAAGCGCAAAGAGGCAGAGAAGUUAAAGAGGCUUGAGAAACCUCUGGACAAAGAAAAGGACCAUGUUAAAGAAGAACCAAAAAUUAAGCUCCUGAAGAAACCAGACCGAAGUGAAGAUGCUGAUUUUGAGAAGCCCAAGGAAAAAGCCAAGAAACCAGAGAAGCCAAAUAAAGAGGACAGAUCCAUGGGGAGUGCUGAUCAUAAGAGGCGUCAGAACAUUGAAAAUAAGGAGGAUCGAGGAAGGAAAAUGGACGAUCAAGGCCGGAAGGAGUUCAGGGAGCGUGAGGCAGAUCGAGAGCGCGACCGAGAGCGGGAGAAGGAGCGGCGGCAGAAAGAGAAGGAGCGCAUCAAGCGACAGGACGAAGAUCGACGGAGGAGAAGAGAACGGCAUGAUGGAGAGAACUCGUGCAGGAAGCAUCAGGAGGAAGAGGUUAGAAAAGAAAAAGAGCGUGCCUUGGAAAAGAAAAAGAAUGAAAACACUGGAGACUCCUCUCAGUCUGAGAGGCCUGAGAAGCCUGCCAAAGACAACAAGAAGGAAGAGAGUGGUAAAAAAGAGCGGCUGCGAAACAAGGACCGGCCUGCUAUUCAGCUGUACCAGCCGGGGGCCAGAAGCCGCAAUCGAGUUGUGGGAGGAGGAGGGGCUGAAUCCAACUCUGCCAACAGGAAGCCGGAUACCGAGACAGAGAAAGUGGCUGACAAAGUAGAUGAUUGAGCAUAUUUCUACUUACACCAUUUUAAGUUUGGUGAACAGAGAGGAGACAGGCCUGUGAGGCUCAGAUCAGUGAUGUGGCACCUCAGGGUGACGAUCAUUGCAGUUCAAGCAGGGCUGCAUCCAGGUCUCCCAGUCUCAGAGGCAGAGACAUGAUUGUGGAGCCUCUUAGUGCCUGAAUGUGACCCUCUUAAGUUUUAUUUGUUAGGAAAGGUACGAGUAACCUUUGGAAAGAGUUUGACUGUAGGGCACAUUAGAGGAAGCUUAAGUUUUCUUGGACCAUAUGAACUCAAAGUGACCUUAUUUCAACAUUGUUUGUUCCUGUGAUAUAAAGUGUUGUUCACACUGCAAACACUGGCUUUAAACAUGUUCAUCCAUAUCAUGGUGUAAAGGUAUAAAUUGACUUACCCGUAACUCAAUACGUCAACUUUGCCAAGCUCAUCGAUAUUGUUUCCACACUGUCUUGAGUAAGAUUUCUGUUGUAGCAUUUCCAUUUUCAGUUUGAAGUGUGCACUUGAAAUUUGCAUAUUAUGCUGCCUGGGGGAGGCAGACAGUCCAAAUGUAUGUGCAGAGCUUGCAUUCAAACUUUUCAUAGUCUGUAAGUCCAUAGUAGUUGUAGCCUUACAGGCACAGCACGUGCUCAAGGUCAUAGUCUGUACUUAACUGGUGAGACCAUGUGCUAUGUUUUUACACUCAUGCAGUGACUGCGGAGAAAUAGCCAUUUCUGACCAGACUGUUGUGUGACAGUUAUGUCUGCAUGCAGAGUUUCAAUCAGAUUAAUCAACCUGUGGCCUUCCCCCUUUUCUAAUCUGAAAUUCUCCAUAAAUGUUUAUGUGUGGUGUACUAAAGCGAAUGCAGCAUGAGAACACAUCACUGCUGGUGAUUCUGACACACAGUAGCCACACUGACUGGAAAUAAAUGAGGUUUCUGCUUAAA